This is a messenger RNA of Hypanus sabinus (Atlantic stingray), 4163 nucleotides long. Its product is annotated as anoctamin-9-like. Gene Ontology annotation, molecular function: protein dimerization activity; chloride channel activity. Bases 99 to 2555 code for a protein of 818 amino acids. Gene Ontology annotation, cellular component: plasma membrane. The record is from RefSeq and is a predicted model, not a curated record. Gene Ontology annotation, biological process: chloride transmembrane transport. The transcript is spliced from 24 exons. Lineage: Eukaryota; Metazoa; Chordata; Chondrichthyes; Myliobatiformes; Dasyatidae.
GUAGCCGAGGGUUGUUGGGAACAUAAGGCUGUGCAACUGAGAGGUUUCUCGUAGCUAUCAGAAGGCUAAGAAAACAGAAGCGGUUGUUAGCCAAAUGGAUGAGAUGUCCCUCGAAGGGAGCUACAGCUAAUUCCAAUCUGGACACUGAUCAUUGGCAGGAUUCAAACUUAACCUUUAGUUUGGGAACACUCCAGCGCACGAGAUCGCACUCAGAGAUAAUGGAGCAGAAUGAAAUGAUUAACAUUGUACCCUGCAGUGAAGAGGAGGGCCCACUAAUUGAGGAUAAUAAUAUACAGAAUAACAUUGACUUUGUCCUAGUAGCAAAAAGAACAGAGAAUGCCAAUGACAAAAAUAAAAAUAAUAGGCAACUUUAUCUGAGAAAAUUAAGUGAAAAGGGCUUCCGAAUAAUGAAAAAAGAAGAUUCCGAGAAUGAGUAUUUUGGAAUUGAAGCUCAUGAGGAGAUCUUUAAGGAGUACAUUCAUCACACAAAUGUGUCUCAGGGAAGAUAUGCAGAUCGUAAAUUGCACAGUGUCACAGAAUCAACCAGAAUACGAAUUAUAAAUUUUAUUCUGUGGAAAACUAAGUGUCCAAAGAAUGGUGAUAUAAAUGACAGCAUUUCUCUGAGGAAGUUAUUGAAAGAUGGUGCAUUUCAGGCAGUCUUCCCUCUUCAUGAGCAGAAUAAUUCUGAGAAAGGGGGCAAGUUGCGACAUGAAUGGGCGAAGUGGGAAUGCUUAUUUAAGAAACAACCCAUUAAUGAAAUAAGGGACUACUUUGGAGAAAGGAUUGCCUUAUAUUUUGCCUGGCUUGGCUGGUACAACACCAUGUUGCUCCCUGCUGCUCUAUCUGGAGUACUUGUCUUUCUAUAUGGAUUUAUAUCUUUUGAAAGCAAUCAAGUGAGUAAGGAAAUUUGCAGUGCUACUGACAUUGUUAUGUGCCCACUGUGUGAUCAACGUUGUCAUUUCUGGAGGCUCAAUGAAACCUGUUCCUAUGCAAAGGUUACGCAAAUGUUUGACCAUGAAGUAACUGUUAUUUUUGCAAUGAUCAUGGCAAUCUGGGCUACAGUAUUUUUGGAGAUAUGGAAAAGAGCCCGGGCAAAAGCUGUCAGCUCGUGGGAAUUGUAUCACUGGGAUGAAGAUGAGGAGGAUUUGAUUCUUGGGUUAAUAUACAACCCUACUAUCCCAUAUAAAGAAUAUCAACAUUCGUACAAACGCACAACGAUAGUCAUGUUGCUGGCAUGUAUUCUGAUUACAAUUAUCAUUGGCAUUGCUCUUGGAAUUGUGAUAUUUCGGGUUAUUGUUGCUGUCCUGUUCACAAAAUCUUCAUCGGAGUUUCUGAGUGAUCAUGCCUAUACAGCUGCUGUGGCUGUUGGUGCUUUGUUGCAUUUCCUUACAAUUCUCAUCAUGACUAAGAUUAAUCGCAAACUUGCGAAGAAGUUAUGUGAUUUAGAAUGCCCGCGCACAAUAUUGGCAGGAGAAAACAGCUUCACCGUAAAAAUGUUCACAUUCCAGUUCUUAACAAUGUUUUCAUCCAUCAUUUACAUUGCAUUUUUCCUAGGGAGGAUUAAUGGUCAUCCAAGUAAUUAUGUGAGAAUAGCAAGUCAGUGGCGUCUAGAGGAGUGUCAUCCAAGUGGCUGCAUGACAGAUCUCUUCAUUCAAAUGGCAGUUGUCAUGUUACUGAAGCAACUACUGAGCAGCUGUGUGGAGUACUCUGUCCCAUCCUUGAAACAUCGAUGGAAGAAAUAUCGUAAAAAGAUCCUAAAAGAACAUGUUAAAGAUGAAAUUAGGGAUCAUUGGAUGAAAAAUUACAGCCUGAACAGUGUUAACUCCUUUAGCUUAUUCAAUGAAUUUUUGGAAAUGGCAAUUCAGUACAGCUUCACCACAAUAUUUGUUGCAGCCUUCCCACUGGCUCCACUGUUGGCACUUGUGAAUAAUUUAUUUGAAGUUCGACUGGAUGCUCGGAAGAUGCUAUUGCUUCAAAGACGGCCAAUACCACGAAAAGCAAACGAUAUUGGGAUAUGGGUGAAAAUCCUUGAAGCAAUUGGCGUUCUGGCUGUCAUUGGAAAUGGGCUGGUUAUUGCAAUCACAUCUGAUUUCAUCCCGCGAUUAGUUUAUAGAUAUGAAUAUGGUCCUUGCGCACAUGGACACAGUUCAGUUGAUAGUUGUUUGAUGGGGUACGUCAAUAACAGUCUCUCUGUGUUCCAUGUGAAAAAUUUUGAGAAUGAAACUCGGUUAAAGGAUAAUGGAUCAGAAUCAUUGGGAUUCCAAGUAAACUAUUGCAGGUAUCGUGAUUACAGAACUGAUAAUGACUAUGAAUAUACAAUUCAGUUCUGGCACAUUUUUGCUGCACGUUUGGGGUUUCUUGUUUUAUUUGAGAAUGUUGUUGUUUGCAUCAAGUAUAUUGUAGCUUGGUUUGUUCCUGAUGUUCCAACUUCAGUGAGAAAUCAAAAUCUAUACCAAACCUAUAACCGACUAAAGGAGGAACUGCAAGUGUCACCCAGAAAUAUUCCAUAUAAUUGGUCAUCUAAUUUGUACAGACAACAGUCAACAACUGUGUGAACAUUUGGAAAAUAAGUGUGCCUGUAAAGAUUCAACAAUUUCUACCUGGGUCAGAAUGCAUUUACUUGUAUAUUAUUGUUCUGGAUCAAAAACUCUUUGUAAAGAAGUGUUUGAAGAAAAUGAAAUCACAGUUUACACAGCUGGUUUUCCUCAAUGAACAAUGUCCUGAUUAAUCAUGAACUGUGUUGCAGAUAGAAGAAAUUGAUAUAAAAAAAUAAUUUCACAAAAACCAAACUAAUUAUUAUUCAUAUUUUUCAUGUUCAGAGUUACUGACUAAAUGAGUGCCCAAGCCCAGAUUUAUGCAAAAACUCAAUCAGACUGAUACUUAAAAUUCUAAGCCAACAGUAGAUGAGUCUUCAAACCCCAGUCUGAAAAAUCAAUAUGCCCCAAGUACUCAAGCAAGAGAAUCUUUGAAACAUAUAUUCUGAGCCCAAAACGUUGGUUGAUAUCCAAGGGAAAUAAUUCCUGGGUAUUGAUAUUCCCUUAUUCAGGAAAAGAAAUGUGUUACUUUAUUAACUUCAGUAUCAUUUUACAGCAUUAGAAUGAAGUUUAAUCUGAUUGUGGGACAGUGGAAUCAUGAUACCGAGAAGUAAAUAGCUCUUCCCACCCAAAUAAAAGGAAUGCGCCAAGGGACAUCUAAGUAUUUACUCCUUGACAAAAGCUGAGUUUUCCUUUCACUGGUUUUCAGUUCAACUCUUCUCACAGUUUCUCCAUUGUAAUUUCCAUUUCUUUUUACAUUUUGAAAACUUAAUUAUUUUAAUUUAUUUAUAUAGAUAGACUCAGGCUUGAAAUGGAGAAGGAUGAAUCAAUGAAAAUAACACUAAAGGAAAAAUAAAUAGUUAUCACUAACAUUAAUGGAAGUUACAUAAAUUAGAAUAUAUAAAAAUAUAGCAGUUUCAUUAAAUCCACAAAUGAAUCUGUAAAUUUGAUAAGUUCAGUCUUCCUUUGUCUAAGAUUAUUCUGAACAAAGCUGUGAAAAAAAACCCAGUAUUUCUGUUAGGAGUUAUGGAUCCAAAUUAAUCCUUUAGUCCUAUUUAAAUAUGGCAGAGUAUCCAUGAGUUUUGAACAGUGUGGUAUGCUGAAAUGGUUGCUGAAAGCAGUAUCCCUUUACCCACCUGCUCACUUAUAGAAACUAAUGCUACUGGACUGGUAGUGGAAAAAAAAUAGUAUUCAAUCUACCGCCAACACUCAAAUGACAUACACAGUCCAUUCUAUAAAUUACAGUAUAAUACAACUAUUUUAAAAAUGUUUUUAGAUGGUUCUUCUACAUCUCAUUAUUACUAAAAUUCAACUUUUGAAGAGUAAGCAGUUUUUUAAAUUAUAUAAAAAAUGCUUCAGAAAAAGAGUAAUGAAAAUUUUAAGUUUUCAUCUAGUGUGAGUAAUAAAGCAGUUAAAAGUGGUUAAGGAUACAUUAUUAGCCAUAAAAAUGACUAAAUUGGUACUUAAAUGUUAUCCCCUCUGCUAAACACUGCUUUGGGUAAGAUUUCAUAUAUAUUGGCCACACUACCUCAGCAUUUCUAUGAAAUUUGCAAAUCCAAUUGUCUGCAAUUUACUUUUCAUUUUAUAAUAUUCAAAAUAUGUUAAUAAUAAAAUUCUAAUAUUAGUGUA